UCCCCCCCCCCCCGCAGAUGCGCUUCAUGCUGCUCUUCAGCCGGCAAGGGAAGCUGCGGCUGCAGAAGUGGUACCUGGCCACCUCCGACAAGGACAAGAAGAAGAUGGUGCGGGAGCUCAUGCAGGUGGUGCUGGCCCGCAAGCCCAAGAUGUGCAGCUUCCUGGAGUGGCGGGACCUCAAAGUCGUCUACAAAAGGUAUGCCAGCUUGUACUUCUGCUGUGCCAUUGAGGAACAAGACAAUGAGCUGAUAACGCUGGAGCUCAUCCACCGAUACGUGGAGCUGCUGGACAAGUAUUUUGGCAGUGUGUGUGAGCUGGACAUCAUCUUCAAUUUCGAGAAGGCCUACUUCAUCUUGGACGAGUUCCUGAUGGGGGGCGAGGUGCAAGACACCUCCAAGAAGAGCGUCCUGAAGGCCAUCGAGCAGGCCGACCUCUUGCAGGAGGUAGAGGAGGAUGAGUCACCCCGUAGCGUGCUGGAGGAGAUGGGGCUGGCGUAGCCACUCACCGCGCAGUCUCAGGCCGCUCCCCCCCACCCGCCACUUGGCCCUCCCCCUGCCGCCCAGGGGGGCACGAGGCGGGGGCUGCCCACACGCUCCACAGCCGGUCGGUUGUGCGGGAGAAAGCAACUCUGGGGGGGGCCCCCACAAACUGUACUGUGUAAAUACUGGCGACCCUCAGCCUGCUCUGUGGGGAGGGGUGCCCUGUGUCUACUGGAGGGGGGGCAGGCCGGCUCGCCACUGCCACUGCCCCGCCCCCGCCCGUUUUUCCCACUGCCCCCUGGCCCCAAUCUGCCUGUAGCAGAGCGUAGCUGCUCCUGCCACCCCCAGUCUGUGAUUCAUCCUGGCCGUGAGCAGAGCGGGUGACAGACGAGGGGGGGAUGAGCUCUCUGCCGCCUUGUGGGGGGCCCCAGGCCUGUGCCCACGGGGGACUUUGGGAAAAGCCCAUUGGCUGGCCACCAGCAGCAGAGGGGCUGUGCUCUGGACGCGGGGUGGGAUUGGGCGGGGGUGUUGUGUCUCCUUUCUCCCAGCCCAGGAGUGGGGUGCAGCUUGCCUUUCUUUGGAAUAAAGUGUGUGUGGAAGACUGA
This is a messenger RNA of Heteronotia binoei (common prickly gecko), 1084 nucleotides long. RefSeq names its product adaptor related protein complex 1 subunit sigma 1 (gene AP1S1). Gene Ontology annotation, biological process: vesicle-mediated transport; intracellular protein transport. Gene Ontology annotation, molecular function: clathrin-cargo adaptor activity. The coding region runs from base 18 to 497 and encodes 159 amino acids. Gene Ontology annotation, cellular component: membrane coat; AP-1 adaptor complex; intracellular membrane-bounded organelle. The transcript has 4 exons. The record is from RefSeq and is a predicted model, not a curated record. Lineage: Eukaryota; Metazoa; Chordata; Lepidosauria; Squamata; Gekkonidae.